This is a messenger RNA of Brachypodium distachyon (stiff brome), 685 nucleotides long. RefSeq names its product F-box protein SKIP19. The record is from RefSeq and is a predicted model, not a curated record. The transcript has 2 exons. Bases 87 to 452 code for a protein of 121 amino acids. Gene Ontology annotation, molecular function: protein binding. Lineage: Eukaryota; Viridiplantae; Streptophyta; Magnoliopsida; Poales; Poaceae.
CGCGUGCUUCCUUGUUCCUUCCACCACGAGAGAAGAACAAACGAAAGGAAAUUGCGAGGUUAAUUCAUCCGGCCAUUGUGUCUGCAAUGGAGACGGCGAGGGACUGGUCAUCAGGGCUGCCUGUGGACGUGCUGGCCGCCAUCUUCGGCAACUUCAGCGUCCAUGACAUCCUCACCGGCGCCGGCCUCGUGUGCCGCUCGUGGUCCGGCGCGGCCAAGCUGCCCGGCCUGUGGCGCUCCGUCGACAUGUCGAGGAUGCCCUACGAGCAUCUCUUCAACCCCGGCAGGGUCUUUAUGUGCAGGAUGGCCAUGGUCGCCGUCCGCCGCGCCGCCGGCCGGCUCGAGGCGUUCGCCGGGUGGGUCUUCGUCACCGACGAGCUCCCUCUACUACAUGGCCGAAAGGUCGCCGUAUCUAGUGAGCCUCAGAGUCACCGGCUGCGCCGGCGUGACUAACAGAGCCCUGGCGGCUGUCGUAGAUGCCUGUCCUCGCCUGGAGCGUCUUCACGUCGUCGAGUGCCCCGACGUUGUCAUCGACGCAGCCCUGGAAGCAAAGUGUGCGCGGAUCAGGUCGCUCCGGCUUAUCCCUGACCUGUUUCAUGGAUUACGACCAUGAAGUGUUCAUGUGGUUGUUGUGAUGCAAGAUUGAUGUUUGAAAAUUUAUUGAAAUCGGUUAGAUCGACUUAGUA